Molecule: messenger RNA, 2588 nt
Organism: Brassica oleracea var. oleracea
Lineage: Eukaryota; Viridiplantae; Streptophyta; Magnoliopsida; Brassicales; Brassicaceae
Product: probable xyloglucan glycosyltransferase 5
Exons: 6
Coding region: 254-2332 (692 amino acids)
Cellular component (GO): Golgi apparatus
Molecular function (GO): glycosyltransferase activity
Source: RefSeq, a predicted model, not a curated record
CUCUCAGACACUACACUCUCUCACCAACCCAUAUCUUUCUCUCUCUCUGUCAUUCUCUAAAAAAAGGUCCACUAUAAAUGAGGGCUUGAGCUGUAGGGGAUGAUGCUUCUCUGUCUGUGGUUUUAUAAUAAAAACAAAAAUGGGUCUGUAGAUUUCUGAUUUCCUGGAUCUGGGUGUUGCUUUAUCUUCCAUUAUCUGUUAGAAAGCUUCCUCCUUUCUUCAAGAUUUACUCACUCUCAAAGGAGCUUCAAAGAUGGCUCCAAGGUUGGAUUUUUCAGAUUGGUGGGCGAAAGACGCGAGGAAAGGAACACCAGUUGUUGUCAAAAUGGAGAAUCCAAACUACUCAGUCGUCGAAAUCCAAGGACCAGAUUCAGCCUUCAGACCGGUGGAGAAGAGCAGAGGCAAGAACGCAAAGCAAGUCACUUGGGUUCUACUCCUCAAAGCUCACAGAGCCGUUGGUUGUCUCACUUGGUUCGCUACCGUCUUCUGGUCUCUCCUCGGUGCCAUCAAGAAACGCCUCAGCUUCACUCACCCUCUCGGCUCCGAGAGAUUAGGAAGAGACAGGUGGCUUUUCACAGCCAUUAAGCUCUUCUUAGCUCUCUCCUUGCUGAUUCUCGCGUUUGAGAUCGUUGCUUACUUCAGAGGAUGGCAUUACUUUGAGAGCCCGAGUCUUCACAUCCCUACUAGCACUCUUGAGAUCCAGAGCUUGCUUCACCUUGUCUACGUUGGUUGGUUGGGGUUAAGAGCUGAUUAUAUCGCUCCACCAAUCAAAGCUCUCUCCAAGUUUUGUAUUGUGCUGUUCCUGAUACAGUCUGUAGACCGUUUGAUUCUCUGCUUGGGCUGUUUCUGGAUCAAGUACAAGAAAAUCAAACCUAGAUUCGAUGAGGAACCGUUCCGUAAUGAUGACGCUGAGGGAUGUGGUUAUGUGUAUCCAAUGGUUCUUGUUCAGAUACCAAUGUGCAAUGAAAGAGAGGUGUAUGAGCAAUCUAUAUCUGCUGUGUGUCAACUUGACUGGCCGAAAGAUCGAAUCUUGGUUCAGGUUCUUGAUGAUUCAAACGAUGAAAGCAUCCAGCUGUUGAUUAAAGCUGAGGUUGCUAAAUGGAGCCAAAAGGGAGUCAAUAUAAUCUACAGGCAUCGUUUGGUUAGAACCGGAUAUAAAGCUGGUAACCUCAAGUCAGCUAUGAGCUGUGAUUACGUGGAAGCAUACGAGUUUGUAGCAAUCUUUGAUGCGGACUUUCAACCUAAUCCUGACUUCCUUAAACUAACAGUUCCUCAUUUCAAGGAUAACCCAGAGUUGGGUUUGGUUCAAGCGAGGUGGACGUUUGUGAACAAAGACGAGAACUUGUUGACACGUCUCCAGAACAUCAAUCUGUGUUUCCACUUUGAGGUUGAGCAGCAAGUGAGCGGCGUGUUCUUGAACUUCUUUGGUUUCAAUGGGACAGCUGGAGUUUGGAGGAUCAAAGCACUUGAGGAAUCUGGUGGCUGGCUUGAAAGAACAACUGUUGAGGAUAUGGAUAUAGCAGUCCGUGCGCAUCUCCAUGGAUGGAAGUUCAUAUAUCUUAACGAUGUCAAGGUCCUUUGUGAAGUUCCUGAGUCAUAUGAAGCAUAUAAGAAGCAGCAACACCGUUGGCAUUCUGGACCUAUGCAGCUUUUUCGCCUUUGUCUUGGUGCAAUCUUGACCUCUAAGAUAGCAAUAUGGAAGAAAGCGAAUCUGAUACUACUCUUCUUCCUACUUAGGAAACUCAUACUUCCUUUCUACUCCUUCACAUUGUUCUGCAUUAUCCUCCCACUCACCAUGUUCGUUCCAGAAGCUGAGCUCCCCGUUUGGGUCAUCUGCUACAUACCUGUAUUCAUGUCUUUCCUCAACCUCCUCCCAUCUCCAAAGUCCUUCCCUUUCAUCGUCCCUUACCUCUUGUUCGAGAACACAAUGUCAGUCACCAAGUUCAACGCCAUGGUCUCGGGUCUAUUCCAGUUAGGUAGCUCUUACGAGUGGAUUGUCACAAAGAAAGCUGGAAGAUCAUCAGAGUCGGAUCUUUUAUCCAUCACCGAGAAAGAGUCGCCAAACAAGAGAAGCCAGUUGCUUAGGGGAGUUUCAGACAGCGAGCUUUUGGAGCUGAACCAACUCGAAGAGCAGAAACAAGCGGUUGCGAAGAAGCCUGUUAAGAAAAUCAAUAAGAUAUACCACAAGGAGCUAGCGUUAGCCUUUCUUUUGCUCACUGCAGCUGUUAGGAGUCUCUUGGCGGCUCAAGGAGUGCAUUUCUACUUCUUGAUGUUCCAAGGUGUUACGUUUCUUCUCGUGGGUCUUGACCUCAUUGGCGAGCAGAUGAGUUGAAGAAAACAGAUUCAGUAACUGGAGUCAAAUAAAUCAGUGGAGUUUGAUUUCUCUAUAACGAGAUUUGUUGGAACCGUAGUUGGUAGGCAUUUAAUUUCUUCUCAUGUUUGUUUGUUUGUUUUUUUAAUGUUUGUUUGAUUACUCAAAUUGUUAGGGAUAGAGUGUGUGAGAGGCAAGAGAUUCAUGAAUGUAUACAAUAUCUGUAAAGUUGGAAACAUGUUGUUGGCAGUUAAAAAAAAAGAGCUUUUGUCUUGAA